This is a messenger RNA of Canis lupus familiaris (dog), 1624 nucleotides long. Its product is annotated as translation initiation factor IF-2-like. The transcript is spliced from 4 exons. The record is from RefSeq and is a predicted model, not a curated record. The coding region runs from base 1 to 1233 and encodes 410 amino acids. NCBI's taxonomy places the organism in Eukaryota, Metazoa, Chordata, Mammalia, Carnivora, Canidae.
AUGGCGGUGGUGAGCCUACUCCUCACCCACUCCACCCCAACGGCUAGCUCUGUAAACAGUAGGGACUUUGCACGAAUCCUCCAAUUAACAGAGCAGCUAAUUCCCCAGCGUGGCUUCCUAGGGCUCCAAGGGACAGCAAAAGGUUUCCAAGACCCCCAGCUCAGGUCGUUCUGGGCGGUGCUCCUCUCAGGCUCAUGGGAGAACUUGCCAAACAGGGAAACUGAGGCCCAGACCACCCAAGGACUCGCUCAGGGGGUGUGGCCUCCAGCUAAUCUGGCAGGAAACAUAACUAAUCCAGCAAACAUAGCUGGAUCUUGGAUUCACCUGGGUCCCUCAGGCCAGCCAAGCCCACCCCCAGAGAUCCUGGGAGGCCUCACUGCUGAGCGUGGAUUCUCCCAAAGGAGGCCUCUCCCUGUCCCCAGGCUGUACAGCCCCUCAGCUCAGCAGAAAGCAAAGAACCAGACUGCGAGUCCAUCGAGGAAGUCCAGGCCUCUGAGAUGCUCCCCGAAGCUGCAACCCUGCAACCCGAGGGAAGGGUUAACAGGAAGCGCCUGGCGUCCUGCGGCUACAGAAGCCCAUUGUUCUCAGCCAGUCCCCUCCCCCUCAUCCAGGAAGACCCUCUGGGGAGCCCCUUCAAAAGGGCCUGACCGGUGUCUCCAGGCUGCUGGCCAGCCUGUCGGGGAGAGUGAGCACAGGAAAAGGAAGCCCGCCGGGCGCGGGCUGGGGCACAGCUGUCACCGCCGCCUCGUCUCAGGGGGUUUCCGAGGAAGGGGGGUGCUCAGCCUUGCCCGCCCCUGGGUGGGGGCAGCCCUCCUUGCAGUCCCCAUCUGGAAGCCAGAAAACUUUGAUCUGGAGCCUUUAGUUACAGACCCCGAGCGCCUGGCCCCGGACUCAAAUUUCCUCGCGAAGAUCAAGUCCCGUCCUCGCCCCGCCUGGCCAAGAGCUGCGUCUCCACCGUCUCGGACGCGCGGACCUCGCCCAGGUUCCCGGAACCCGGCAAACCGGUCUGGGUGCUGCUUCUGGGGCCCUGCCCUUUCCCAGCGGGGCGCCGGUCCGGCACAGCGGAGAGGGGAGGGGAUCUCCGGACGGCGGGCACGGCGAGAGCUGGCUCUGCUUGCUCUCCGGCAGGGCGAUCCUCUCUGGCCUCAGUUUCCCGAUCCGUCAAAAGUGGAUCAAAGAAGCGAUCUCAAAGGAGAGUUGCAAAUGCAUCAUCCAUUCACAAAAACCACUUAGCAGAGCACCUGCUGGACUCGUUUCUGCCCUCGCAUGGAGGCCAUAGGCUAGAAGAGACAACCCCAGAAACAAAUGUAAAACUGCAACUGUGCUACUAUUAAAAGAAAAAUAAAAUUUUUUUAAGUACGUCUUGAUCGGAGUGUCAGUAAACAGAGGCCCAAAAUGGGGAACAUUUGUAGCUUUGUCUCUCUUCUAGAAGCAGAAUUUUCCUAACUCCGAAACAGUGAGCAAAGUGACUUAGCGCUGAUAUUUAAAUAUGACAAUGAAUCUCUCCAUUUCUCUUUUUAGAUUUCAGUCUUCACCUAGUCAUAGGCCUCUUGCUAUGGUAAUAAUGUGUCUCUAACUCUUGAUAAUCUCCCUUCCUAAUUAAUAAAGCUGUGAGGACCCUCAU